Prorocentrum cordatum is the source of this 3504-nucleotide messenger RNA. Lineage: Eukaryota; Dinophyceae; Prorocentrales; Prorocentraceae. The record is from the annotation of a GenBank genome assembly.
AUGACCGAGGAGGCCGCGCCCGACUACCACGAGUUCAUGAGGUGCGCGGUGGAGCCCGGGGAGGCGGCCGACCAGGCGAUGGCAGCCAACCAAGAGGAGACAGAGAUGAACUCGGACUUGAGCUCGAAGGAGUACCAGCAGAUCAUGAGGUGGCUCACCUCAAUCCACCGUGGCUCAGGUCACAGCUCGAAGGCCUCCAUGCUGAACGCACUUCGGAGGAAGGGCGCCAGCCCACAGGUGCUACAGGUGGCCGAGGACUUCCACUGUGACGCUUGCGAAGAGGCGCACAAGUUCAAGCCCGCACAUCCGCCGGUCAGCUUAGAAGCCAUCCCGCCGAAGUGGAAGCACAUCCAGGCGGACCAGCUUGAAUGGGAGCACCCGCAGACGAAGGUUAAGUCCAAGAUCUCCCUGAUCAUAGACGAGAACUGCCGGGUGCGCGUCAGCAAGCUACUGUACCACAUGGUUGGCGAGGACCGGCACAGGAAUCCCGUGUGGGCCGACCUCAAGCAGUUCUAUGAGGAGCGCUGGAUGCCCUACUUCGGCAAGCCACAGAGGGUGAAGGUGGACCCCGAGGGCUCCUGGAUGUCCAAGCAGGCGGCUGAGUACUUUGAUUCCGACUCCAUCGCGUACGAACCCAUACCUGGCCAGGCCCACUGGCACAUCUCCCUCGCCGAGGAGGCCAUCCAGGCCACCAAGGGGACCAUGGACAAGUUGGUGACGGAGAACCCCGAGAUGACGACGGAGGAAGCCCUGGCCAGAGCGACCGCAGCUGGGAACUCACGAGAAGAUGUCCGAGGACACUCACCCCUUCAACAUGCCCUCGGGCGAGCACCAGACCUGGACGGAUACUUCUUUGAGAGCGACUUCGACGAACUGCCCUACGUGGAGGCCCAGAGGGUCGACAAGGAGUUCGGGGAGUACUACACCAGGAUGUAUGCUGCCGAGCAGGAGUACCUGAGGCAAGUCUACAUGCGACGCAUCAGCAGGGCAGAGAACGCGAAGAAUCAGGCGGUGAAGUCCGUGGUGCCAGGCAUGUGGGCGCGCUACUUCCGGAAGGAGAAGGGUGAAGCCAAGGGCCGAUUCAAAGGGCUCGCGAGGGUCCUGGCCGCAGAGACGGCGCGGCUGGUGGACGGGGACCUCGGCGAAGGACGGGCCCUACACCCUGGGCGUGCAGGAUCUGUGGCGUGGCUUGUACGAACCGGGCGUAUCAUCAAGAUGGACCUCUGCCAGAUCCGGGCAGCCUCCUCACGGGAGAUCGCCUACGCAGAGCUGAUGGGAGGCAAAGACACGCCCUGGACAGUCCACACCUUCAUGAACCAGACGAUGAAGCACGAAUACCUGGACUUCACGGGCCACGACCCCACCGAGGACGACAUGGAGGAGCAGAUGAAGGAGAACAUGGCCCUCAUGGCGAAGUCCACUGCAGACGCCUGGGCCUUUUGGGCUCGUCAGGGCACGUCACUGGAGGUCUCCGUUGAGGUUCCCCUGGAGGGGAAGCCGCUCAAGCAGGCCACGCGGCACAUGAGUACCUACAUGGCGAGCCAGCUGCGAAAGGGCAAGCGCGAGAUCUCGGAAAGAACGUUGACCCCGGACGAGGUGGCGCAGUUCGGCCAGGCAAAGGCCACGGAGGUGAACAACUACAUUGUGUCUUCGGUGCUGGAGACGCUCCUACCAGGCGUGACUCCGCCUCCCGAGGACGUCAUGCGCAUGAGGUGGAUCCUCGAGUGGAAGGCGGACGAGAACACGGGCACGAAGAAGCCGAAGGCAAGGAUUGUGGUCCUGGGUUAUAUGGACCCCGAGUACGAGCACCGUCCGACCACCGCCCCAACCAUGACGAGAACUUCGAGGCACCUGGUGCUGCAGACGAUGGCGUGGUUGGGCUUCAAAGGCUACAAAGCGGACGUGACGGGGGCUUUCACGCAGAACAGAGAGAUCCAGCAUGACCUGUUCGUGAUGCCUGUGAAGGAGCACGCGGCGGCGCUGGGGAUGCCCGAGGGCGUUGCGAUGCGGCUCAGGAAGGCGGUCUACGGGCUCGUGGAAGCAGCGAUCGAGUGGUUCAUGACCGUGAGCGAGGCACUGGCGGAGUUCGGCUGGACCCAGAUGAAGAUGGACCCCUGCGUGUGGGUGCUCUACGGUGACGGCCACGGCAGGGAUAACGGCUUCACCAAGGAGGCGCUGAAGGACUUCACGAACCCAGAGGUGCUCGGGGACCUGAUCGCGGCGAAGGGGGACAUGGACAUCAUAGCCAUUGCGGGGUCGCACGUGGACGACUUCCUGCUCGGUGGCAACGACACGGACCCCCGGUGGAUUACCGCCCGGGAACAGAUUGAGAAGCGCUUCAAGUGGAAAGCCUGGGAGUCGGAGGAGUUCAUGCAGACGGGGGUGCGGAUCAAGCAGCAGCCCGACAGGAGCUUCCGCAUGGACCAGAGCGAGUAUGUGAAGACCAUCGAGAAGGCGUACCUCACCCCGGAGCGCAAGAAGGCCAAGGACAUGCCGACCACCGACAAGGAGAAGGGCCAGCUGAGGGCUAUCUUAGGGGCCAUCGGGUGGAGAUCCGAGCAGUCAGGGCCCAUGCACUCGGCCGACACGAGCCUUCUGCUCAGCACCAUACCAUCGUCCACCGUGCAAACCAUCAACGAGACCAACCGCCUGGUCGAUCGUGUCCGUGAGUGUGCUGAUCUACCCGUAGUGAUACACAGCCACUCUCAGGCACAGGUGCUGGUGCCAGUGGAGUGGUCCGACUCCUCCGAGGCCAACCGUCCCGACGGAAAGUCCACGAAGGGCCUGGUGGCGGGGCUGGCACCUUUGAGGAUCCUCAGGGGAGACGAGGCGGACGUGAGCCUCAUAUCCUGGAAGUCCGGGAAGAUCGAUCGUGGUUGCCGCAGUUCCGUGGCAUGUGAGACACGCUCCGCCGUGGAUGCUGAGGACGAGCUGUUUGGCAUCAAGUUGCAGUGGCUAGAGAUCCUAGGCAACAACAUCGACUGGAGGAAGCCCGAGGGGAUUCUACGCAGACUGCCAGGAGCAGUGGUUGUGGAUUCAAAGGGCCUGUACGACAAGCUGCAGACGACGGUCUACACCUUCCGGGGCAAGGAGAAGCGGACCGACGUGGAGGCCAUGACCCUGAAGGAGGGGACGCAGGCGGCGAACAACUGGAUGCUCUGGGUACAUGGGGAUGCCCAACUCGCCAACUCGCUGACGAAGGGACACGAGCCAGGCCAGCUGCGGAUGUAUUUCAACAGCGGGCAUCGCUUGAAGCUGGUCUACGACGAGAAGUACCAGAGCGCACGGAGGAGGAAGGCCGCUGGAAUCCAGCCGUUCGAGCACGUGGGAGCGGGCAUCCUCAAAACGCCAGGCGGGACAAUGGCCCACAUCAGUGCAGCUGCGUGCCCAGACUUCCCGCCAUAUGAGGCCAUGACCGAGUACAGUUCAGACGAGGAGGCGGACUCAAGGAUGCUCAGCUUGGAAGACCCUUAUCCGUGCAAUUCCGAGGUUGAGCAAGCCUGA